UGCAGCGUUAGCUGACUCCUGAUCUGGCUGCACAACUGAUAGCAAUACGACCAAACGUGCUCAAGCUAUAGUCCCAUCAUGGCUGAUGUCAAGAAUUUUUUGUAUGCCUGGUGUGGAAAGAAGAAAGUUACCCCUAACUACGAUAUCCGCGCAGCAGGAAACAAAAAUCGUCAAAAGUUCUUGUGCGAGGUGCGUGUUGAUGGCUUUAACUAUAUAGGCAUGGGGAACUCUACAAACAAAAAGGAUGCCCAGAGCAAUGCAGCCAAGGAUUUUGUCAACUAUUUGAUUCGUGUCGGAGAAGUCAAAAGUGAUGAAGUGCCGUUAGUUGGGGCAGGGGAUACUAUGGAUGGAUUACAGCCUGACACUGCAGGAGGAUUUGAUGGUCCAUCUGGGGGUCCCUCGCCACCACAUUUGGCCUUGAAGGAAGAAGCUGGAGGUGACGGCGGAUAUGGUGUUAACAGUGUAGGUGCUUCCAAUUUUAGUGGCGGUGCCAGCUGGGAGCGUGGAGCCAAUCUGAAGGAUUAUUAUUCCAAGAAGGAAGAUCAGGAGAAUAAGGCUACUCUAGAAUCAGAAGAAGUGGAUUUAAAUGCUGGUUUGCAUGGGAACUGGACUCUAGAAAAUGCCAAGGCACGUCUUAAUCAGUUCUUUCAGAAGGAAAAGACACAAGGCGAAUACAAAUACUCACAAGUAGGACCCGACCACAACAGGAGCUUUAUAGCAGAAAUGACCCUGUAUGUUAAGCAGCUCGGAAGAAGGAUCACGGCCAGAGAGCAUGGCUCCAAUAAGAAACUGGCAGCUCAAUCCUGUGCCCUAUCACUUGUGCGUCAGUUGUACCAUCUGGGUGUAAUUGAACCCUAUUCUGGACUAACCAAAAAAAAGGAAGGAGAAUCUGUGGAACCGUACCAGGUUACUUUGAGUCCAGAUAUUCAAAAACAGCUACAGAAUGUAGUUCAAGAGCUAGAGAUUGAAUUGCCUCUCCCGCCUGAGGAUCCGAGUCAACCAGUCUCUCUCAAUCUGGGAAAGCUUGUGCAUUUUGAGCCCUCGCAAAGGCAGAAUCAGUCUGGAGUUGUGCCAUGGUCUCCGCCUCAGGAAAACUGGAAUCCUUGGACCAGCAGCAACAUUGACGAGGGUCCACUUGCUUUUGCAUCACAAGAGCAAAUCAGUGCUGAUUUGAAGAGUGAAAUGGAGUACCAAAUGCAGCAAGAUGGUGGCAUUCAGCAGAUCCUCAGUGAACGAGAGGCUCUCCCUGUGAGAAAAUUUCAGGAUGAAAUAUUGCAUGCUGUACACAACAACUCUGUGGUGAUUAUAAGAGGAGCUACCGGCUGCGGUAAAACCACGCAGGUCCCGCAGUAUAUCCUGGAUGAGUAUGUCCGGAAUGGCAACGGAGCACAGUGCAAUAUUGUGGUGACACAGCCCAGGAGGAUCAGCGCAGUAUCAGUUGCAGAACGCGUGGCUUACGAGCGGGGAGAAGAGAUCGGGAAGAGUUGUGGCUACAGUGUGCGUUUUGAGUCUAUGCUGCCCCGUCCGCAUGCCAGUGUACUCUUCUGCACAGUGGGUGUCCUCUUGAGGAAACUGGAAUCUGGGAUCAGAGGAAUUAGCCAUGUUAUUGUGGAUGAGAUCCAUGAGCGGGAUAUUAAUACUGACUUUUUACUGGUUGUUCUGCGUGAUGUGAUCCAGACUUUCCCAGACAUCAGAGUUAUCCUUAUGUCCGCCACUAUUGAUACAAGCAUGUUCUGUGAAUAUUUUUUCAACUGCCCUAUCAUUGAAGUCUUUGGACGUACCUUCCCAGUGCAAGAAUACUUUCUGGAGGACUGUAUUCAGAGGACCCAGUUUAUCCCGCCUCCGAGAGAUAAGAAGAAAAAAGAUAAAGAUGAAGAAGGUGGAGAGGAUGAUGAGGCCAAUUGUAACUUAAUAUGCGAGGGUGAUUACGGUCCUGAGACGCAUCGUUCCAUGUCACAGCUGAGCGAGAAAGAAACUCCUUUUGAACUUAUCGAAGCUCUUCUAAAAUAUAUUGAAACAUUGAAUGCGCCAGGUGCCGUCCUUAUAUUUCUACCUGGCUGGAACCUCAUCUAUACCAUGCAGAAGCAUCUUGAGAUGAAUCCACAUUUUGGUAGCAACCACUACCGCAUUCUGCCGCUGCAUUCUCAGAUUCCACGAGAAGAGCAACGUAAAGUGUUUGAUCCUGUUCCUGAUGGUAUAAUCAAGGUUAUUCUGUCCACAAAUAUUGCAGAGACCAGUAUUACUAUAAAUGAUGUAGUAUAUGUCAUCGAUUCUUGCAAGCAAAAGGUGAAACUGUUUACUUCUCACAACAACAUGACAAACUACGCUACAGUUUGGGCUUCGAAGACUAAUCUAGAGCAGCGGAAAGGCAGAGCUGGUCGUGUGCGUGCGGGAUUCUGUUUCCACCUGUGCAGCAGGGCCCGAUUUGAGCGUUUGGAGACUCACCUUACCCCUGAGAUCUUCCGUACACCAUUGCAUGAAGUGGCUCUGAGCAUUAAACUUCUACGUCUGGGUGCCAUUGGACACUUCCUUUCAAAAGCCAUAGAGCCUCCACCGUUAGAUGCUGUGAUAGAAGCUGAGCACACACUAAGAGAGCUGGAUGCCUUGGAUAGUAAUGAUGAGCUUACUCCCCUUGGCAGAAUCUUGGCUAAAUUACCCAUUGAGCCACGUCUGGGGAAGAUGAUGAUUAUGGGUUGUAUUUUCUAUGUUGGGGAUGCUUUGUGCACUAUUUCUGCUGCAACUUGCUUCCCUGAGCCUUUUAUCAACGAAGGCCGUCGGCUGGGAUAUGUGCAUAGAAACUUUGCUGGGAACCGCUUCUCUGACCACGUGGCUUUGCUGUCCGUAUUUCAGGCAUGGGAUGACGCAAGAAUGGGAGGAGAAGAAGCAGAAAUGAGAUUCUGUGAGCACAAACGUCUCAAUAUGUCCACACUUCGCAUGACAUGGGAAGCAAAAGUACAGCUCAAGGAUAUUUUAGUAAAUUCUGGUUUCCCCGAAGAGUGUUUAAUGAAUCAAGUCUUCAAUAACACGGGCCCAGAUAACAAUUUAGAUGUAGUCAUUUCCCUGCUGGCCUUUGGAGUUUAUCCAAAUGUCUGUUACCACAAGGAGAAGCGCAAAAUUCUUACAACCGAGGGACGCAAUGCACUUAUUCACAAGUCAUCUGUAAAUUGCCCUUUCAGUAAUCAGGAUCAGAAAUAUCCUUCACCAUUUUUUGUCUUCAGUGAAAAGAUCCGCACCAGAGCCAUCUCUGCUAAAGGGAUGACUAUGGUGAGCGGCUUACAGUUGUUACUCUUCGCUUCCAAGAAAGUUAUGUCAGAUGGAGAGCUAAUUCUCCUGGAUGAUUGGAUCAAACUAGCAAUGCCUCAUGAAGAUGCUGCCUGUAUAACUGCUUUGAGAGCUUCAAUGGAGGCAUUGGUAGUAGAAGUGACAAAAGACCCAGAAAUUUUAUCUAAUUUUGAUCCAGUAAAUGAGAAGAUGUUGAACAUGAUCCGCUUGAUAUCAAAGCCCUCCACAUCUGGCCUUAACCUCAUGAUGGGCAAUUCCAGAUUUGGUGACGGUCCUCGUCCUCCAAAAAUGGCUCGGUUUGAUAGUGGAUUCCAAGGAAACAGAGGAAGGGGCUACCAAAGUGGAUAUAAUUCUGGAGGUGGUUAUCGAGGCUCUGGUUAUAGAGGGUUUAGAGGUGGUGAUGGUGGCUACCGGGGAGGAAACCAAGGAGGUGGCUACCGGGGAGGAAACCAAGGAGGUGGCUACCGGGGAGGAAACCAAGGAGGCGGCUACCGGGGAGGAAGCCAAGGAGGUGGCUCCUGGGGAGGAAGCCAAGGAGGUGGCUUUCGGGGAGGAAACCAAGGAGGUGGCUCCUGGGGAGGAAACCAAGAAGGUGGCUUCAAGGGUGGAAACCAAGGAGGGGGAUAUGGAGGUGGUUAUCAAGGAAGAGGUGGAGGUUUGGGAGGAAACUACAGAGGCCGAGGUGGUUUCUAAAUCCUGUGAAUUAUAGGGACUUAUUUUUUUAUUUUUAUUUUUUUCCUCCCCCAUCCUUUAACCCCUU
Messenger RNA from Pelobates fuscus (common spadefoot toad), 4042 nucleotides. It is a transcript of the gene DHX9, whose product is annotated as DExH-box helicase 9. Gene Ontology annotation, molecular function: ATP hydrolysis activity; 3'-5' DNA/RNA helicase activity; double-stranded RNA binding. The record is from RefSeq and is a predicted model, not a curated record. Gene Ontology annotation, biological process: positive regulation of transcription by RNA polymerase II; regulation of mRNA processing. The transcript is spliced from 28 exons. Gene Ontology annotation, cellular component: ribonucleoprotein complex; cytoplasm; nucleolus. Bases 79 to 3975 code for a protein of 1298 amino acids. NCBI's taxonomy places the organism in Eukaryota, Metazoa, Chordata, Amphibia, Anura, Pelobatidae.